CGCCCGCCACUGCCUGCGCUGCGCUCCCUUCUCUCUCCUCCUCCCCUCCUCUUUCGGCGCCUGAACGCAAGCCGACCAACGGCGACCACCUCAGCAGUCACCCGCGAUCCCACGCCCCCCACCUGACACACCCGCGCCCGCGCGCCUCCCGUGCCCCGAGGCCGCGCGAAUUCCCCGGCCUGCCCCUGCCGCCCGCCAUCCCCCGGGGGGCACGCCAGUAAUUUCCUGCCGCCACCGUGUGCCGUCCGGUCUCCGGACCCCGGUGGGCUGUCGCCUCGCCUGCCCUGCCCGCCUGCGCUACGACGCUGCAGGCCGUGCUCUCCCUCGCCUCGCCUCGCCUCGCGUCUUUAUCCCCACCCACCACCUCUCUCUCCGAACCCAAAACCGACCGGCCUCGCUUUCGCCGGUUACCCGGUCAAACGCAUCAAACGGCGGCACGUCUCCGAUCGGGUCACCACGAUGCCCUGCGCCCGCCGGUCAGGUCAGGUCGCCCCACCGCGUCGUCACGUGCGACGCGCGUGCCGUCCUCGGCCGGCGCCCCACCCCCCUCCCCCCCUCGCCGUGUCCUUUUAUUCCACCCGUCCCCGCCUCACCGCCCGCACCCCCAAUUCACGCCAGCACCACGACUUCCGUGCUCGUCGCCUUCCUCGGGCUAGGGUUCGGCGCGAGAUCUGAUUCCGGGCGCCGGAGAGCGAGAUGGAGGUGAGGGAGAUGGCGAUGGCUGCGGCGGCUGCGGCGGCGUCGGUGGGCGGGGGAGGAGGAGGAGGAGGAGGGGUCAAGCUGCCGCCGCCCAAUCCCAACCUGCCCUACAGGGAGGACUGCUGGAGCGACGGCGAGACGGCGGCGCUCGUCGCCGCCUGGGGCAGCCGCUACGUCGAGCUCAACCGCGGUAACCUGCGCCAGAAGCAGUGGCAGGAGGUGGCGGACGCCGUCAACAAUCGCCGGGGAGCCUCCGCGCGCCGCCGCCCGCCGCGCACCGACGUGCAGUGCAAGAACCGCGUCGAUACCCUCAAGAAGAAGUACAAGGCCGAGCUCGCCCGCAACGCGCCGUCGGGCUGGUCCUUCUUCCCGGAGCUCGACCGCCUCGUCGGCCCCACCCUCAGCGCCUCCGCCUCCAAGAGGCCCUUGGCGUCGCUGCCUCCUCAAUUCGCUUUGCCCUUGCAUCCACCAGCCGUGCGGAGGCCCCCAUCGCCUUCGCCGUCAUCAUCCUCCCCGCCGCCGCCUAUGGCUUUGCCUCUACCCAAUUACCGUCGUGGGUCCCCGCUCCCUGCUGCAGCACUCAUCCAGAAGGAAGCUGCGGCUGCGGCGGCUGCUGUGUCUGAUUCAGAGGACUCCGAUGAUGCCGAUGGCAACAACAAUCACAAUUCGCCCCGGUCACCUUCGCGCUCGCUGUCGUCGCUCUCUGGCAGUAACAAGAAGCGCAGCAGAGAUGAGGCUAGCAGCAGUGCUGAAAAAGGUUUCAGGGAGCUAGCAAGGGCGAUCGAAGCUUUUGCGGAGAUGUAUGAGCGCGUGGAGAGUGCUAAGCAAAAGCAUGCGGUGGAGAUGGAGCGGCAGCGAAUUGAAUUCCUGAAGCAAUUGGAGGUGAAACGGAUGGAGAAUUUUGUCGAUGCCCAUGUGAAGCUGGCUAGAGCAAAGCGUACAAAGAAGACUACAGGAGGUGCUGCUGAUGGUGCUGGUGCGAUGGAGUUGGUUGCCACCGUUGCUGCGCUCCCUUUCGUCUCCACCUCGACCUUCCUUUGAUAUGGAGGAAGAGUUUAGAUCAUCCGUGUCAAUCUCAUGCGAUGGCAUUCUCUGUCCAGUGAAAAGGACCGCUGGGUAGUAAACACUACUGCCCUCGGUUAGUCUGAAACAGACCUAUUCUUGGGUUCAUGGCAGUUUGUAAUCUAGUACAUGAUUAAUUGAAGACUAGAAGUUCCUAGUGUAAAGCUUUGUUGGCAGUGUUUCUCCUGGCUGUUUACCUGAUUGUUUUAUUGACUGUGUAGCUCAGAGUGUCUGACCUUAUCUGAGAAAAUAUGGUAAAGGAAAAUGGUCUUGGAAUCAUUUCCUAGUCUUGUCUGGAAACAUGCAAAUUGCAGGAUACUUGGUUUGACGAAUGAGGUGCUCUGUCUUUUUCUCGUUC
Molecule: messenger RNA, 2119 nt
Organism: Sorghum bicolor (sorghum)
Lineage: Eukaryota; Viridiplantae; Streptophyta; Magnoliopsida; Poales; Poaceae
Product: trihelix transcription factor ASIL2
Exons: 2
Coding region: 697-1740 (347 amino acids)
Cellular component (GO): nucleus
Molecular function (GO): transcription cis-regulatory region binding
Source: RefSeq, a predicted model, not a curated record